Molecule: messenger RNA, 1622 nt
Organism: Trichobilharzia szidati
Lineage: Eukaryota; Metazoa; Platyhelminthes; Trematoda; Strigeidida; Schistosomatidae
Source: the annotation of a GenBank genome assembly
AUGUUCUACGCUGUAAUGAGCAAUUCCCUGAACUCCAUCAUGCUAUUACUAAAAAAUUCAAUAGAUGCGAACGAAAAUAUAACUGACAUUGAUGCAGUCUGCGACGUUAUUGGACGUUUAGAAAACUUUCCAAUGACGAUGAAUCAAUUACAAGAUACUAGGAUUGGUCAACUUCUACAAACUAUCCGCCAUAAAGUAGAUAGACCUCUUCAGAAGCGGAUUCGACUUGUCAUCAAGGCCUGGCAGAAGCUGUUGAGUCCUGACUAUUCACAACUAUUUGUAAUUCCUUCAAAAGCGUCUGACAAAAGUGUAAAUACACCUCUUAGAUCAAAUGGUACACCAGCUAAGCCACACGUUCAUGAAACGUCUAGGCUGUCUACAAAUGCUAUGAAAACCUCAUCCCCUUCACAGUUACAACGUCCUGAUGUAGUCUGCAGCAAUGAGCCAUGUGUCCGUUCAACGAAGAGGAUCCUGCCAGAUCAUUUACUAGACAAGAAUUGUGACAAUACUGCAUCAAAACCACGUGUCUAUCAGACUCAGCAAAGCGAUAACUGUAAUUCCAAUGAAUCUAAACGCCAAAAAUUUGUAGACUUAUCAUUGCCUCCUACGAGCGUAUCAAUGCUAAGUCACAAUAAUAGUCCUUCGGUUAAGAUAUUAAAUGGCACUAGCGGUACAGAACCACAGGAUUCUCUAUUUCAACCAAACUCAGACUCCCCAGUAUCACAGUCGUGUACGUCGGCAAACUCUCGAUUACCACCUCUACAAAGUUUGUGCAAACCUCGUGUAACCAACUCUGCCCGUUUAUCAAAAGUUAAAUCCACCGCAGAGCUAGUUCAAGAGGCAGGCGACUGCAUUGAUUCCGCUACUGCUGAUCGUAUUCUAACAAACAGAAUUAGUAAAGAAGUUGAUCCAUCACGUGUAUCUUCUGUUACGCAGCCUGCAAAGCUACAUUUAAGCCGAACUUCUUCUGGUCCUCAUCAAACUUCAUGCAAUAUCACUGUUAAUAACAACGAAGUAACACAACUUCCAAAAGCCGGUACAUUUUCAGAUUCAAAGUCCCACAUGCAGCCUAAGUUUACCGAAACUUCUGCUUUACAUGACAAAAGCCGCAUCCCUGUUUCAGAUUCUUUCGGAAUGACGUCACAUUCAGGAGUGACGCAAACAGUUGCUCAUGAUCAAAAUUCACUUUGCCCGAAUAACAAUGGAAAUAUUUCGAAUCAGCCACUUCUCAUGAAUGUAAAUAGUGAAAUACAGGACUCCCAAAAAGUAAAAAAGAAAAAGAAACAUAAACAUCAUAAGCAUCACUCCGAUAUAUUGGAGGAGUCGUUUGGGUCACACUCCAAGAAACCGGAUGAUUGGGAAGAAUACAAAAAAUGUAUGCCUCCCGUAACUAAUUUCAUGGACGAUUGGCCAGUAUUACCAUCUUUACCAGCUGAGAUUGAUUGCAAUACUCUUGACAGUAGCUAUGUAACUACCUGUGAUAGUACUUUUUCAAGCAAUAAAGAGCAUAUCCUCUCUCCUACGGGGCGUACAGAAGGCACUGAACUUGAUUUUAUUUCUCCUACUGAAGUGUACUCAGUUUCGCUCGGUGACCAAUAUUUGCAUAUACUACCUUGGGUUGA